Molecule: messenger RNA, 1293 nt
Organism: Leguminivora glycinivorella
Lineage: Eukaryota; Metazoa; Arthropoda; Insecta; Lepidoptera; Tortricidae
Exons: 4
Coding region: 31-1242 (403 amino acids)
Molecular function (GO): serine-type endopeptidase inhibitor activity; protein binding
Source: RefSeq, a predicted model, not a curated record
AACUCACAGGACAUAAGAUUCGCUUGUUGUAUGUCUGAGAUCUUGCUGGACCGCGGAUCGUACCAGCAGACAGAGUGCCCUAAAAAGGAUCAAUUAAAUUAUAAUUUGGCUAUCACAAUAACCCAGAAAAUGGUUGAAUGGAUCGCUAUUCUAGUGGUAUUGGUCUGCAUGAGUGGAUCGUCGGUCAGCAGAAAUUGGGUGAGAUAUGAUGACUACGAUGCCGAGUCAUGGGAAAGAGAUGAGGACAAUGUAGGACCGAGUUCCAAAUUUAAAUAUUACGGCCGACAAGUAGCCUCUGAGGAAAACUAUGAAGAUUAUAACGAUUCAGGAUAUGAUCAUGGAUAUGGACACGAUGCCCAUACUCAAGGUUAUCACAAUGAUCGAGAGGCUCACGCGUUAGGUUAUGAUCGUCAUAAUCAUCACCCAUAUGGGGACCACGGUUAUAAAAACCACUGGGGUCACGGACACAGUCAACUUGGAUAUUCGGGACCUGCCGGCGGACAUCCACAUCCAUCACACGGACAUCCAGACAAAACUAAUGGUCACCACCAUCAACAUUGGGGACCUUAUCAAAAUUGGGGUACUCUCGGCCAUGCCAGUCAACCCGGCCAAAACGGACCUCGGGGUUCUCCUCAAGGCAAUAUAACCCCGCCUCAACGUUCCCCCAAUGACGCUGACCGCGUGGUGUUUCCGGAUUUUAACAACCAAGUUCCUACAACUAGGUCUCCGCGGCCAACUCGCCCCGUUACAACCAGUACAACAACCGCUCGGACCACCACCACUGACCGGACGUUGAUAGACCUGGUGAUCUGCAUUCGCGCCUGUCCGGUCACGGCGGAGUACAACCCAGUCUGUGGGACCAACAACGUGACGUACAACAACCCUGGGGCCUUGCAGUGCGCUCGGAAUUGUGGGCUCAAUGUGGGAAUAGCCCGCCAGUCGCCGUGUCCGCGUUUCGUUCCACGGGUCCUACAACCAUCCAGCACAGCCAGGCCUAACACCAACCCCACAACCAAGGCCCCCGUCUCUCAAACCACGGGGGCCACCGUCACAACCACAGUGAGACCCGCAGCACCCACUGUCAACCCCACACGGUUCACCAACAUCAACGUAAACUUCAAUAGGCCAAGGCCAACUCCGAUACCCCUUGAUGUUUUACAAAGUGUAUUCGGCAACGCCCCGCAGAGUACCAAUAAUAAUGACGAACUUGAAUUCGACAUAGAUAAGCGAAUGAAUCCCUAGAUUACAAUAAUUAAAUUAUGUAUUACAUUAAUAAACCAAUUAUCUAAUUGA